AUCUUGGCUCGCAAAUGAAGCCGUAUAGACCAUGGCCAACGUCGCCGUGAGAUCCAAGGGAUGCUCGACUUGCCGCAGGAGGCGGGUUAAAUGCGAUCAGCAUCGUCCCAUCUGUAUGCGGUGUCAGAAACUGGACUUAGCAUGUGAUGGGCCUAGAGACUUCAAUUUUGUCGUCGGCAAGAUUGUGACCUCUAGGCGGAAACAAUCCUCGACGACAAAGCCUGCCCGCCCACCCCAGAAAAGGGUCGACGACCAUGUUCAAGUUUAUCAGUCUCUAACCCCAAAGAUGACUGACGUGGGCACGUACAUCUGCUAUACCCAGAAACACUUGUCCACCCGCGGUCUUUUCAACCUGGCAAUGCAGGACGUCAGCCUCGGCGAUCUGGACGCAUUAUCCACAUCCCCGUCCAGUGGGCGUCUGUUCCAGAAGACUGCUCUGACUUUUGUCCUGAUCUUCUUUGGCACUCAGAAUAAGCACAGCGACAUCGCUGCCUGGGGCUACACAAUGUACGGGAAGGCGUUAGAGCAACUUAAUCAGGAUCUAUCUGAACCCGGAUCCUGUACACGAGACGAAGUCAUCGUUUCCGUUGUCACUUUGACAUUGAUGGAGUGUCUCGCACCUACUGGCGCUAAACAUUAUCUGCAACACAUGCUAGGGUUAGAACGACUCCUUGAGCUGCGCGGGCCUGGGCUGUACCAUUCACCGCACUCGCUUCGAAUCUACAAGAGCAUCCGACACAUGAUUCUUUUUGCAUCGCUUCGCACCGGAAGUCCCUCGAUCCUCGCCAAACCCGAAUGGAAGACAUUCUACAGAGCAGAAUGCAAGGAUGAGUCCGAGAUAAUUGAGCAACAACUCAUGGAAUUCUUGGCCGACUGCACCGUUCUCAUGGCCGAGCGUAAUGCUCUCUUCACCGACACUCAGCGCGACAAUCACUUGCAGCAACAAAGAAGUGAUGACAUCAAGCUUCGAGCGUUGGCUUGCCUUUCAUCUCUCGAUCUAUGGAGAAGACGAUGGGCAUGUGACAUCCGCAAUACCUAUUUGGUGACCUCGGCAGCUUCCUUUCGACAGCAUCCAGGACCGAGCUGGCUUCACGAUCUACCCUCCUCACUUACCCUUUUCGAGUUCUUGGAUGAUUCUGCCGCCCCGGCGUUGAUGUUUCACAGUUCUGUCUUGGUCUACAUCCUCCGAGUCCUUGCCUCCCUCACACCCGAAUGUACUUCUGACGCCAUGCAGCAGACCUUUGACCACGAUCUGUCACAAGAGCCCGUCUCUCCUGACGACCUCUGGACAUAUACCAAAGAGCAAUUCAAAGCUGCCGAAAUCCUAGCAGCUUGGGAAGUCAUGCGCUGCCUCUUGUACUUUAUGGCGCGUAGACCUGAUUACCUGGCCAGUCAGAGAUCACUCCUACAACUUGCUCUGACAACCAUAUGGACCAUCCAUGAUGAAACCCCCGAGGGACUCUGGAUGACACAAUUCUUGCACACCGAGUGCUCCGCACUCAUUCCCAAAGGGCUCUUGUUGGUUGACAAGUACGGACACAGGUAGGGUGUCGGUUGAACAUGACAGCUCAGCCUCCACUCCUCUCCGUAGCAUUCGAUAUUGACCAACCCCUCCCCAGCAAUUUGUCUUAAUUCUCUGUACUAUACCCAGAAGCGAACUACGGAGGUGGGAUCAUAACGUGGUAUGACGAGACUAGACAAUAGUCAACCAAUGCCAUAUACUGUUGAAGUUUGAGUGUAAAGGAUGCUAGUGUUUCCGGUGGAAGUAAUCCCAAUGAAGAUGAAGAUCAUAAACAGCCACAUGCAGGUUCAAGGCAAUUAGUCAAAUGCAAUGAUUGCGCA
This is a messenger RNA of Exophiala mesophila, 1842 nucleotides long. RefSeq lists its product as uncharacterized. The transcript is spliced from 2 exons. NCBI's taxonomy places the organism in Eukaryota, Fungi, Ascomycota, Eurotiomycetes, Chaetothyriales, Herpotrichiellaceae. Gene Ontology annotation, molecular function: DNA-binding transcription factor activity, RNA polymerase II-specific; zinc ion binding. The coding region runs from base 32 to 1546 and encodes 504 amino acids. Gene Ontology annotation, biological process: regulation of DNA-templated transcription. The record is from RefSeq and is a predicted model, not a curated record.